Molecule: messenger RNA, 1905 nt
Organism: Austrofundulus limnaeus
Lineage: Eukaryota; Metazoa; Chordata; Actinopteri; Cyprinodontiformes; Rivulidae
Gene: mcoln3a
Product: mucolipin TRP cation channel 3a
Exons: 13
Coding region: 142-1806 (554 amino acids)
Cellular component (GO): lysosomal membrane; plasma membrane
Molecular function (GO): NAADP-sensitive calcium-release channel activity
Source: RefSeq, a predicted model, not a curated record
CUCCGAGGAGGUGGAUGAUCACAGCCUGGAUCACCGCAGCAGCAGCACAUCAGGUGUUUGCAGAGAUUCCUGAUACGCGAAGCAUUUGUCUUCUGAAAAACAUUAAGAAAACAAACAUUUUCUGGUUCGUGCUGGAGCAUAAUGGAGGAAUCUGAGCCGCUGCUGAAGGCCGAGGAGAGGAGGCCAAACGGCGGCUGCAGAUGGAGAACAAACACUCUGGAUUCAAACACCGUAGAAGAUUUCAGGCAGAAGCUGAAAUAUUUCUUCAUGAACCCGUAUGAGAAGUACAGAUCCCGGGGUCGCAAACCAUGGAAACUGAUGCUACAGAUAAUCAAAAUUAUAACCAUCACUGCUCAGCUAGUCUCUUUUGGCUUGAGCAACGAAAUGAUGGCCACAUUCAAAGAGGAUAAUCUGAUGACGUUCAGACAUCUCUUCCUCGAAGGAUUCAAGGAUCACCCGCAGGGAAACUUUGCACUUUACACCAAAGUAGAAGUGUACGACCACAUCUACUACAUCAUCGACAAGUACACCCAUCUCCAGAACCUGACUUUAGGUAAUCUCGCUUAUGAGAGGGUUGAUGGCAAGUAUACACCUUUAUCCAUCUGCCAAGUGCUUUACGGAAACGUCAGCCUUGACCCUGGGAGAGAUACCUUUGAUAUCGAUCCACACAUUGAAAAAGAUUGUAUCUCCAUUUAUCCUGUGCAGCUGGACAACAGUCGUUUGGACACGAAAGUCAACUUGUCUUUAGAUUUUAACAGGUUGUUGUCAGUAAACAUCAGCUUCAAUGUGAAAACCAUCAAUCUGCAGACUGUGAGGCACCACGAGCUCCCGGACUGUUAUGGCUUCCAUGUAAUGAUAAUCUUUGAUAACCACGCCCACAGUGGGAAGAUAAAUGUUGAUGUUGAUCAUGAUGUUAGGAUUUAUGAAUGCAGAGACUGGAACGUGGCUGGCAGCUCCGGCAAGAUCGAUGUUCUUCUCUUGUUGUGUGAUUCUGUGGUCAUCCUCGCCUGUUUGUCCUCGCUCAUCCUCUGCUCUCGGUCCAUCGUCUGUGGCAUUCAGCUCCAGUUUGAGUUCAACAUUUUCCUCCACGCUUACUACGAUAAGAUGGUGACGUGGUCGGAGCGCAUGGAGUUUGUGAACGGCUGGUAUAUUUUUAUCUUUAUCGCCGACACAAUAACCAUCACAGGAUCGGCGUUGAAAAUAGGAAUACAAACAAAGUUCAUAACGAGUUAUGAUGUUUGUAGUAUCUUGCUGGGAACAGCCACCAUGCUGGUCUGGAUUGGUGUCAUUCGCUACCUUUGUUUCUUCCAAAAAUAUAACAUCUUGAUUUUAACCCUGAGAGCAGCGUUUCCAAACGUGAUUCGUUUUUGCUUCUGUGCUGCCAUCAUCUACGUCGGUUACUGCUUCUGUGGCUGGAUCGUCCUCGGGCCUUAUCAUGAGAAGUUUCGAACAUUUGACAAAGUGACAGAGUGUCUCUUCUCUCUCAUCAAUGGGGACGACAUGUUCGGCACCUUUCUGAGGAUGAAAGACAAAAGCUACAUGGUGUGGCUGUUCAGCCGACUCUACCUCUACACCUUCAUCUCUCUCUUCAUCUACAUGGUGCUCAGCCUGUUCAUCGCUCUCAUCACCGACACCUACGAAACCAUCAAAAAUCACCAGAAAGACGCAGAGCCAGCGUCCCUCCUUCAGGCCUUCAUAGCUGAGUGUAAGGACCAGCCUGAGUCAGGACGACACCAAACGGAUGAGGGACAAUCGACCUGCUGUAAAUGUCUGUGCAGGUGCCGCAACAGAAGAUCAAGGAUGUAGUGUCUAUUAAAUCCAUGCAAAUAUAUUAUUGUAAGAAAUACGUGUUUUAAUAUCGGCUGACAUCAGAUGAAAACACAAGUGUUAAAUAAGAUGAUCUGC